GCCAAUGUAUACUAUGCCCUAAAAGUAUAAUUUUGUGAAGGAAAAAGUACAUACAAUUGAGUGUGUAGCAGAAGAGUAUGCAAGCUUUGGGACAUACUACUUAAUUGUGGCUUUAACGAAUGCUCUGUCGCUUAGUUACGUGCAACCUGUCAUCGUUUAAACUGCCCUGUCAAUCAUCUUGUCACAGUUAAAAUCCUCCACAUUCAAUUGAACCAUUCCAACAUUCACCGUUUCAGAGAGAAAUGUAGUCGCUUGUUCUUUUUAUGCAGAGAACUCUCCGCAUGUUUGCAUAAUGAUGCAUUUAAAAGUUAAUGACCAAACGCGUUGUUCUAAAAGUUCACAAUGCUGUUGCAGAUAUGUGGAUGUAGAUGUGGAUAACAUUGAAUAAAUAUCUUUUUGUCAGGUUAGAUACUGAUUAUUAAUCACUCAAACCCUUUUAUCUUAACUGCUCUGCUUAACCGUUGGUCUCGCAUAUCCGUCAUGUUUGUAGUUUUUUAACACCUUAUAUUUGUGUUUGUAAUUAUAAUCGAAUCCUCAUCCAACAUGCAAUGGGUUGUGGUCAAUAUUAGCCGCUAGAGUGUGCACUGAUCUGCACUUCGGAUUCUAACGAGAAAAAGUAGACCAUCCAGGUAUCUUUGGAAUAUGCAUUUCAACAUACUACAAUUUGGGAUGCACCAAUUCUAAUUUCGAAUACUAUUUAGGACGGUUAGUAUGCGAAUUGGGAUGCAGCAUGCAGGUUAGUCCCAAUUUUCUGAAGAAAGAAUCUGCUCAUCAUUAAAAAAUGCUCGAGUCUCUUCAGAAAAUUUGGACUAAACCACUUAAUUCAUAUGGAUUAGUUUUCCGAUCUCUUUAUGAGCUUUUUGAAGCGUCAAAUUCCCAGUUGCAAAGGCAGACUAUGGAGGGACAAAAAUCUCUCAGAUUUCAUCAAAAAAGAUUUUCAUUUGUGUUCUGAAAAUGAAUGAAAUUCUUACGGGUUUGGAAUGGCACGAGGGCGAGUAAUAAUGACAGAAUUUUCAUUUUUUGGGUGAACUAACUCUUUAAUGCUGAACAGUAUUUACCACAAGUUUUUCAAAUUGCAAUAAUCAAAUACAGUCUUAAUGAUAAUUUAAAUACGAAAUGGUAUACUAACCGUCUGAAUUUUUAUCGUGGUUCAUCAUUAAACCGCUAACCGUUUCACUCCAACAAAAAUGAAGAUAAUCCAACAUUGAAGGGGGACACCACCCGUAACAGAGAUACAAUAACAUGAAGACAAUGACUGACAACAGACAGGAGUAUAUAUACAACAUGGAACCAGCGAAAGAGUCGGAGCCAGGGAAUGGGGUGGAAACAGUGAAGGAGGAAGAGCAAGGAGACUGGACAGAACCAGCAGAGGUGGAAGGGCCAGGGAAGUGGUCACAACCAGAGUGAGUAGACUUGGCCUCUGGUUGAGGGUCUGUGUCAGGAGUGGUCACUGGCUCUGGGGCUGGGGUGCUCUCUGGAGGAUUAAGGCUGGAAUGGAUGGAAUGGGCAGGGAGUGAGUAGAGCACGCAUCCCCCUGCACUUCCUCAACUGUGAGGGAGAACCAGUCAGCCACAAGGCAUACUCAAUGUAUUGAGGUAGCAAGCAACUGUAAUCCCCCAUGGGCAUCGGCUACAGGAGGUGGUGGUGUAGCCCACUCAAAAACAUAAAACUUUAAAACUUAAGUGUGUGGCGUUGUUGAAGCCAUCAGCCCACAUUAAUUCAAAUUUUGUUAGUCAACAAAAUUCCUGGUGAAAAACUAUGUUACCUAUGAUUGUGCAGAGAAAUCUUCACCAUUCAGAGAAUCACAACAAGCAAAUCCCGUCUACUACCAUGAAGCACUGUGAAUGAUGCUUUCAAAUUACUUAAAUUUAUUAUGCAUAGGCUACUAUGCAGAUUUUGCAAUAAACAUAAAAAGUCUCUACAUUCAACAUCUUUAAAUCAGUAGUUUUAUAUUAUUUGUCAUAUUUAUUUUGAUUAUGUUGUUCACAACACUCUAUUUUACCACAUUAAAGCCGUUAAGCCAUUUUUGUCAGAUUUUCAUAUGCUUUUUUGCAUCAAAUCAAAGUUUGAAAUGUUGUGAUUUACUUCAUAGCAUGUUGGUUUAGUUUAUGGCUUAUAACUAUUUAAGACUUUUUAAAUCAUAUUUCCGGAACCAAGGCUGCUGAAAAAAUGGGCAUUAAAUUAAAAUGUAGGGUAUGUUUUUAUUUACUUAGUUGGCUAAGUUUAUGUAAACACAGACUAUUAAUAACAGUAAACACAUACUUUCAAUUUCAUGGGGGUCUUUAAGUUUCAAUGCAAAUAAAAAUACUCUUUUUGAUAUGUUUUGAUAUUUUAUUUUAUGUUUUGAACUUUAAAUGAUCUUUUAUUUUGCCGCUUUGACCCGCUGUGACGUCAUUACGUCAUGACGUCGGCUCCGGGGCUCGCCGCCUGUUGUUAUCAGUUGUUACUCGAGGGAAAGGUUGUUUUGUGCCAGUCAGGAUUUAAGACACGCAGGAAAAACUCCAGGUGAAAAUUGAGAUCUACGUGGCAUAGAUAAACAUGGAGUUUAUUAAAGAGGAGGACAUCAGUGAUUCAGAGCCAUGCAGAGUAAAAGAAGAGGAAACUGAGGAACUAUUAGGUCUGAUGGAGGUGAAAGAGGAAAGUCAAGAACUGAAUAAAGUGGAGGAAAAUUGCAAAUUUCAGACACCUGAAGAAAAACCUUUUAGUAACUUGCAGUCUGAAAAAUUCUCAGAAAAAGGCCACCUUACGGGUCACAUAAAAAAUUGUCCCAGAAAGAAGCCUAUAACAUGCCAUCAGUGUGGAAAGAAUUUCAAACAAAAAGGACACCUUAAUAUUCACAUUAGAAGUCACACUGGAGAGAAGCCUUUCAAAUGCCCUCAGUGUGGAAAGAGAUUUAUUCAUAGAGGACACCUUAACGAACACAUACGAAUUCACACUGGAGAGAAGCCGUUCACAUGCCAUCAGUGUGGAAAGAGUUUCACACAUCAAGCAAGCCUUACAUGGCACAUGACAAAUCACACAGAUGAAGACCUUUCCACGUGCCAACAGUGUGGGGAGAGGUUCCCAAAUGCAAGAAUACUCAAGGUUCACACAAGAAUUCACAUUGAAGAGAGCCCUUUAACUUGCCUUCAGUGUGGAAAAAGUUUCACAGAUCAAGAAAAACUUAAGUGUCACAUGAGAAUCCACACUAAAAAGAAACCUUUCACAUGCAAUGAAUGUGGUAAGAGUUUCAUUCAUAGAGGACACCUUAAUGAUCAUUUAAGAAUUCACACUGGAGAGAAGCCGUUCACAUGCCAUCUGUGUGGAAAGAGUUUUAAUCAUAAAGGAUACUUGAAUGUUCACCUAAGAAUUCACACUGGAGAGAAGCCAUAUUCAUGCCAUCAGUGUGGCAAGAGUUUCAUUCAUAAAGGACACCUAAAUGAACACAUGAGAAUUCACACUGGAGAGAAGCCGUAUACAUGCCACCAGUGUGGAAGAGUUUUAGUUAUAAAGGAUACUUGAAAGUUCACCAAAGUAUUCACUCUGUAAACAAGCUGCAUGCAUGCCAUGAGUGUGGAAAGAGUUUCAUUCAUAGAGGACACCUUAAUGAACACAUGAGAAUUCACACUGGAGAGAAGCCUUUCAUAUGCCAUCAGUGUGGACAGAGUUUCACACAUAAAGGUAGCCUGACAUGGCACAUUAAAAUUCACACUAAAGAUGGACUUUCCACAUGCCAUCAAAGUGGGAAGAAUUUUGUAAAUGAAAGAAAGCAUAAGCGUAGCACAACAAGUCACUCUGUAGAUAAGCCGUAUGCAUGCCAUCAGUGUGGAAAACACUUCAUUCAUAGAGGACACCUUAAUGAACACAUGAGAAUUCACACUGGAGAGAAGCCAUAUACAUGUCCUCAGUGUGGACAGAGUUUUAGACAUAAAGGAAACCUGACGUGGCAUAUGAGAACUCGCACUGAAGAUGGACUUUCCAAAUGCCAUCAGAGUGGGAAGAAACCUUAAGAGUCACACAAGAUUUCACACUGGAAAGAAGCCUAACACAUGCCCUCAAUGUGGAAAGAGUUUCAAACACAAAGGACACCUUAAGUAUCACAUAAGAACUCACACCAGAGAGUUAUUUUUUACAUAGGUGUAUUUCAACAAGCGUUAUUGUAAGUUAUUGUUACAUGAAGGACAAAUGAUUGGCACAUUUGCUUUGAUGCGUCCUAUGUAGACAGCCUCACACGUGGUAAACCUGAUGCAAAGGCUGGGGGACACCAAGCUGACUUCAGAGAACUAGCGGCGACAAAAACCGGCUGUGUUGUCGCCUCUUGUCAACUGCGUCCGGACCAAAAGGCUGCGCUUGAACAUACAGCACAGACUACAGCCAACCACAAACUAGCAUGUGCGUUCUGCGCCUUGGUGUAAAAGCGAUUAUUAAAGGAUUAGUUCACUUUCAAAUGAAAAUUACCUCAAAUUUUACUCACCCUCAAGCCAUCCUAGGUGUAUAUGACUUUCUUCUUUCAGAUGAACAC
Ctenopharyngodon idella (grass carp) is the source of this 4501-nucleotide messenger RNA. Its product is annotated as gastrula zinc finger protein XlCGF8.2DB-like. Lineage: Eukaryota; Metazoa; Chordata; Actinopteri; Cypriniformes; Xenocyprididae. The record is from RefSeq and is a predicted model, not a curated record. Gene Ontology annotation, cellular component: nucleus. The transcript is spliced from 3 exons. Bases 2539 to 3501 code for a protein of 320 amino acids.